AUGUGCCGCAAUGUUGGCGAUGACAACUGGUUUUGGGCAGAGCUGCAGGAAUCUCAUGAGGUGCGCGACUCGUUCGAGCGCCUGGCGGAAACACUGGAACCCAAAAGAGUGGAUCCCAAGCACGAGCAGGAUGUGGUCCAUGCGGUGAGACGCUGUGCUGAGGAGGUUUGCCGCAGCCAUGUCACACUUUCGCCGAUCGGCUCGACGUUCAAAGGGACGGAUCUGAUCAAGACAGGUGGCGAACAGAGCGAUGUCGAUUAUGCUUUGACGGUGCAAGGCAAGACCACUACGGAAGCUGACCACGAGGAGCUGGCACGGAGGCUAGAGCAGCAUCCCAUGUUUCACGAGGUGCGGAUGGGAAGAAUCGCCCUAUCCUUCCGAACCUGCAGUGAGGGUUCGCACGCCGAUGUGGCCUGGGACAUUGUGCCAACAACAGGCAGCCACUUCAACUGGGAGCUCUUCAACUUCCCUUCCAUCUGGCACCGCAUAGAGUCGGGCCCUCGCUGGAGAGCCUGGCAUUCUGAGAGAUUGCAGCUCGAAGCAGUCUCUUCUGUAAGGCUUGACAAGCUAACGACCUGCGUGAAGUGCUGCAAGCGCUCAGUUUCCCGCCCAGCUCAAAGGGCAGCGCCGUCCGACAGGGCACAGGUGGAGAGCUUCUUGUGGCACUUCUUCCGGGAGCAGCCGGGCGCAAAGGGAGCACGGAGCACGGCCCGUGUCCUGAAGCGAAUGCUCUCUGCGAUCCCCGGCUUCAUCCUCGAGCUCCUGCUGCUCUUCUUGGACUCCCAGGACCAGCGGAUCCUGGACGAAGACCCGACGGGCCUCAAGCUGUUCCAGCGUGCCAUGCAGGCCUUCAAACUGUACCAGCUAAGGGACGAGACAAACCCGUUGAUCCUAUUGCUCAAAGACGCGCAGUCUGGGAAGGAUAGACACACGGAGCUGAAGGAGGCUUUCUCGGCAGCCAGCCAGGCAGUCCAAGCAUUCUACAACAAGGAGUGCUGCUGCGUUCCUCGUUCUGUUUGGGAGCUGAUCAUGUGCAUCGUUCAAAUUGCACUAUUUACCAUCUUGUCCCUCGUCUUCUGCAUCUUGUUUUGGUUCGCGGACAAAGAGAGGCAGUUCUCGCAGCAGGACUGCCAGACGGACUCAUGCCUCUGCAACGACUGCAACCAACAGGCUUGGAGGCGCUGGCGGCUAGAAGGCCAGGGAUCCGCCUGCCACUUCGGCUACGUUGCCAUGGAGCGGUGCUGGAUACGCUUUGUCGUCCGCGUCUGGAGGCUUGGCAUGGUGCUGCUUGUCAUGGGCUGGUGCUGCUCCCGAGGCUCCCGGAGAAGCCGGGAUGCUUUGCAUGUUCUCGUCCUGCUGGCCUCCAUGUGCCACUUCCUGUCCCACUCCUCGGACUUGUGGCCGAACCCACGGGUGUGGAUGUCUUGCUUGUUCCUGGACUUGGCGGACACUUUGCGCCUGGUGGCUUCGCUGCUGGUCGUCGUCCGAUGCUUGAAGGAUCCGCUGGGACCGAGCCAGUGGGAUCUUUCAGAGAGCUUUUCCCCCACGGUCGCAGCCGUCGCUGCUGCGAUGGUUUUCUGGCUUCUUGCUUGGCUCGCUCGCUGGCUCUGCACCUCCAUCACCUUCGAAGACCUCAUGUUUCAACAGCAUCACUUUUUCAAUGCAGUCUGCAUUGUCGCAAACACUCUCUUGGCCACGUUGUGCUUCCUUGCCUUGAGUGCGGACAGACGGAAGAAGGAGGGGAAGCUCCAGGUCCGCAAGCACACUGAGCUCAUGAAGCCCAUUGCGCUCUGCAAUCUGUUGCUUCAGCUGCUGUGGUGCAGCCUCGUGGGUGCGCAUCUCUACAUGGGCAUAGUUCAACCAGGCUCAUUCUCACAGUGGAGCUUUCUGGCAAACAUCCUGAAGACGAGUGCAGGACUCCUUCAUUUCGUUCUGCUGCUCCGCUUCGCUGAUGCCUUUGCCGCCGCGGGCCACCGAUCUCCCCCAGUGCCUUUUCUUGUGCCGAUCCGGCAGGCUUCCUAA
Messenger RNA from Symbiodinium sp. CCMP2592, 2022 nucleotides. The record is from the annotation of a GenBank genome assembly. Lineage: Eukaryota; Dinophyceae; Suessiales; Symbiodiniaceae.